CAGAGAGAGAGAGAGAGAGAAUUUAUUUCAGUGUCGAAAUAGAGGAGGGAGAGCUAAACAGAACUUUCCGUUAUUUCUGGAGUUGCUGUCCUCUAAAGCUAAGCAUAUUGGACAACACCGAUGAAAGAUUUGAGCUUGUCUCAGCGCCAAGUAAUCUCUUUCGUCUUCCCUCGUAUUUCUCUCAAUUCCCAGUAAACCCAACACUCAAUUUUUCACUUCAAAUUCUACAGGAAACAGGGGAAAACUAAAACCCUUAAAGCAAUUGAGCUUCAUCCUGCUAUUUAGAUUGGUUAGCUAACUAAUUGCUUUGGUUAGUGCGGUUGGCAAUUCAGUUGCUUAAUUAAAAGAUUAAUUUGAUAUAUACAAUGGGAAGUUGAGGCUCGCUCUCGACGGGGACAUAUACAUAUAACAAAAUAAAGGUUUCACUUCUGGUGGUGUAUCCUUGGAACAUAGUGCUGGUUAAAGUUAGUGCGUUGUUGGAGGUGUAGUGUUGAAGAUUGAAUUUGAUGGAAGUGGAUGGAAGUGCCUCAACAGUUUCUAGGGGUGCUCAAUCAAUUCCACUACAAUCCAGGCGGCAGAGAGCUUUCUAUCAGUUUGCACAGCAGAGCCUCCCCGCUUGUAAACCUGUCCUCACACCAGCAUGGGUGAUUACUACAUUUUUAUUGGUUGGUGCCAUUUUCAUACCUGUUGGGCUUAUUACACUUCAUGCCUCCCAGAACGUUGUAGAAAUUGUGGACCAAUAUGAUACAGAGUGUGUCCCGGAGGCAUACAAGAGCAAUAAGGUGGCCUACAUCAAAGAUAACUUAAUCUCCAAAAACUGUUCUCGGUACUUGAAGGUUUACAAGCAUAUGAAAGCUCCAAUUUAUAUCUACUAUCAGCUUGAUAACUACUAUCAAAACCACCGACGGUAUGUCAAAAGUAGAAGUGAUCAGCAGCUUUUACAUGGAUUGGGUUUCAAUGACACAAGCUCCUGUAAACCUGAGGAGUCCAAGAAUGGUCUUCCAACUGUUCCUUGUGGCUUGAUAGCGUGGAGUUUGUUUAAUGAUACCUAUACUUUUAUUCGUGGAAGAACUGAAUUAAAAGUCAACAGGAAGAACAUAGCAUGGAAGAGUGACCGUGAUCACAAAUUUGGGAAGCAUGUAUAUCCCUUUAAUUUCCAGAACGGGACCUUGAUCGGUGGUGGAAAGCUAGAUCCAAGAAUUCCUCUAAGCGAUCAAGAAGAUCUUAUUGUAUGGAUGCGGACAGCUGCGCUCCCCAGUUUCCGGAAGCUGUAUGGUAGAAUUGAAGAGGAUUUGGAUGCAGAUGAUGUUCUAGUAGUCAAUCUAACGAACAACUACAAUACUUACAGUUUUGGUGGGAAAAAGAAGAUUGUCCUUUCAACAUCAAGCUGGUUAGGAGGAAAGAAUGACUUCCUUGGGCUUGCCUAUACUUUUGUUGGUUCGACUUCCAUAUUCAUCUCUAUUGUCUUCUUGUUGCUACAUAUGAAAAAUCCAAGAACUCUUUAAUUGCCGUAACUGGGUUGCCUUCUCAAAUUUUCCCUGCCACUGGUUGCAAUACUGAUUUGGCCCUAUAGGGAAAGACCUUAUCUGCCUUGGAACAAGCAGAGCGUUUCCAGCAGAAGAUGUGAUGAUACUUUAUGAAUAGUUUGAAUCGUGUGGAUUUAAUGUAACUUCAACACCUACACGUGAAUUAUCAAAAUGUCGAGCGAUUUCAAAAUGUACUUGCAAAAGAGAAAGGGGUUCUUUUUUGUGUAAUAUAGAAGAAAAACAGCAUUCGAGCUAGUUACAUGUUGUACAUGCUACAGAAUUUGUUCAGUCAUUGAUGACUGGUUUUCUCUGUAUUCUUGUACUAUAAGAUGAAAAAUUAGUUUGGAUGAAACUUUGUAUUCAAAUGGGGGUGAAUGGAGCUUGGUUUCUAUUUUCAAUAA
Messenger RNA from Prunus avium (sweet cherry), 1927 nucleotides. NCBI's taxonomy places the organism in Eukaryota, Viridiplantae, Streptophyta, Magnoliopsida, Rosales, Rosaceae. The record is from RefSeq and is a predicted model, not a curated record.